AUGUCAUCCGCCUCUAGAAGUUCGUGGAUGCCGAAUCGUCGCUUGAAUAGCAACCGACAAAGCACGAGAGCGAGAGGCUUCUCCAGGGGCAACGUCGUUGUCAGCCACGAUGAUGCAUACACUUUUGCCCUGCGCGUAGCCUACCUCAACUACCUUCUGCAACCGAGACAGAAACGAAAGCAAUAUGUUUCCGCUCCAAAGCCCGCCCAGCGUUCCCACACGAGUGUCACUGAGCUAGUCGGCCAAUUCGUCUCGGGCGGUUCCAAUAGCAUCAAGCUACCGCAUGGGUUCCAAAAGCCACUUGAAAAGCGGAUUAAGAAUGUCCUUACAGGCAAGGAACCUAUGCAGGGCUUCAACGAUGCUGCUCUAAAGCGAAGUUUUGCGGAGGCAUACACAGCGUUCACCGAGAAGAACUUCCAAAAAUCUGUCGAGAAGGACCGGAAGCUAGAGCCAUAUGUCCUCAUGUUCUACUCGUCUGCUACCAAGGCCAAUCAGAAAUAUGCCGCUCUGACCUCGGCAACGGAUGAUUCGUGGAAGGAGGCGGCGGAUAGACAUAUGGCCAUGUUCAUUCGCCUUGUGGCGCAAACCCUUCGUGAUCAAGGACACGACCGAGACAGACCAGAGCUCAUGAGCCGUUUGCACACGCUGGAGAAUAAGUUACUUACUAGGGAUCAGAACCUGUCCAUCGAUGCUAGCCAAGACGGAGGCAACACGAUCGAGGUGGUUGUUCCCCUGAGUUAUGAUGUCAAGGACAUGCCGCUGGUUCUGACAGUGGCCCGCAUAUUUGGUCGAUCCAACUCCGAAGUGCAGGUUGACAUCGAUGCCAAUCGCCAAAUCUGGACCGAGGAGUCUGCGCUAAGGGAUAUCAAAGCAUACCAGCAGCGACUUGCGUCCGAUGCUCCUGGCGCCUUGAGAAGCGAGGACUUUGACCUUGAAGAUGCCUUCCAAGAGUGGAAGAGGGCCGAGGCGCCACAUCUCUCCCAAAUCAUUCUGGACAUUUUAACCGUCAAACCAGAGCUGGCUAAGACAUCAUCAGGGGUCGACAAAGCACUGCCUGGACGACCAGUUUCUAUGUUUACCGACGAACACGCGUUCUCCGAAAUCAGCAAGGCAAUUUCGAGUUCAGACGGCUCUAGUCUUGCCUUCGAUAGCUCACUUGGUCUUGGUUCUCUUUCAUUUGAAGAUUCGAACCGCGGCUUUGACGAGGCCGUCUACACGUUUAUCCCCACUGACGCAAGAGCGUUCUACAAGGCCAUACUGCAAGUUUGCAUGACGUACGAUCAGCUGCAUGCUGACCCGGCUGCAGAAUGGAGUCCAAUUUCCAAACAGUCCACAGAUCUGCUUGUUGAGCUUUGCGUCUACUGGCGCAUUCCCCAGUUCUCAAGGCUAGUUGCAUUCGUCGAAGUGGCCGCUAAGAAGUUUCUCGACAGAGAAAUUGGUGCGGAUGAGCUAUCGGUUGCCAUGGAGUUCGUCAAGUCCUCUUCGCCCGAAGUAAAAAAGCCACCGCAUCUACACCAGUACAAUUUUGGUCUGGCCUCUAUUGAUCAAAGUCGUUGGACAGUGCAUGAUUUUGCCGUCUAUCAACACACUCUACACGGGCUCUACGAUGCUCUCCUGCGGGAUCUCUAUGACCUCAUGAUUCGCUGUUACGAGUCAAAGCCACCGCCGAUUGUGUCGGUCAUGACCCUUCUAGAGGAGCACAUUCUGCAGGACCCUUCAUUCUCUGCGAAGCCAGAACAAAUUCAGGAGUUUGCCACUCAUCUCACUGAGGGUUUGAAGCGUGCCGCCACCGAAGUCUACAACGCUUUCGUUCAUGACAAACUCCCCAAUCAUGCUGCCGAAUGGCAGUUUUCGCACGUCGUGGAGCUUGGUCGGGCAGUUACCAAGCUGUCUGAUAAAAUCCGGAAACGGUACAGGAAUAUUCCUGAUAUUAUGGGAGUGAAACCAUGGCAGGUUUUGGUUGAGCAAAUGUUUCCUAGUUUUGAGCGGGAUGCACAACACAUCAUCGAAAGGACCAUUGCUGUAGCGAAGGAAAAGGGCGAAGAAAUCAACAUGCAGGACGGUUUCGAUCUCUACAAGGAAUUGGUCGGCUUGCGACAGACUCAUCAUGCGGCCCUACCUGACAAGCCGUUUGAGUUCCAGAUCGAGGAACUUCUCGUGGAUUUCGUUUGGAGAUGGGUUCGAAACGCCGAAACUAUGAUGGUCGAAUUCGUUGACAACGCCAUAAAGCAGGACCCUUUCCAAGUCCGUACCCAGAGUCCUGAGGACAUACCAACCGAUGCUGAACGCCACAGUGUUUCAAUCAUUGACAUGUUCAUGUUCUUUAGGCAAACUACUGAACAAGUGUACCAGCUUGAAUGGGACAGCGAUGUCCAUCAUGCUAGAUUCAUGACGGCCCUUGCUCGUUCAUUCGCAGCUGGUAUUGGCCAAUACUGUGAAGAGGUUGAGAAACGAUUCGCCAAGGAAAUGGAUCGUCCGACGGCUCAAGAAGCCGCCGCAGCGAAUAAGACCACCCAAGAAAUGUUCAAGCAGUACGCUCAAAUUGCACGAGACGCCUGGAAUACCAAGGAAGCGCCUGAGCCUUUCCAAUUUUACCCCGAGUCAUUUGUCAAGCUCAACAAUAUCGAAUAUGCCAUGCAAGAAUUGGACAAGCUGGAAAAAAGCAUGAAUGUUGACGCAUGUGCCGAUGUUCUAAGAAGAGCAGAGGGUGUGAAACAGCAACCAAAGCGGCCCAACAAGUAUGUCUUCACAAUCAAGGUUGUGGAGGCCGAAGACCUGAAGGCAUGCGAUCCUGGUGGAUACAGUGACCCCUAUGUGGUACUUGGAGACGAAUACCAGAAGCGGCUGUACAAGACUCGGAUUGUGUAUAAGAACCUGAACCCUCGAUGGGAUGAGUCGGUUGAUAUCACGGUUUCGGGCCCUCUCAAUGUCAUCGCUACCGUUUGGGACUACGACACAUUCGGUGAUCACGAUUUCGUUGGUCGUACAUCGUUGAAGCUUGACCCGAUUCAUUUCAGCGAUUACUUGCCUCGAGAAUAUUGGCUUGAUUUGGAUACACAAGGCAGGGUUUUGUUGCGCGUGAGCAUGGAGGGCGAGCGAGAUGACAUCCAGUUUUACUUUGGAAAGGCAUUCAGGCAUUUGAAACGGACGGAGAGAGACAUGGUUCGCAAAAUCACGGAUAAGGUAUGA
Messenger RNA from Colletotrichum truncatum, 3189 nucleotides. Its product is annotated as c2 domain containing protein. NCBI's taxonomy places the organism in Eukaryota, Fungi, Ascomycota, Sordariomycetes, Glomerellales, Glomerellaceae. The record is from RefSeq and is a predicted model, not a curated record.